Messenger RNA from Closterium sp. NIES-65, 759 nucleotides. Lineage: Eukaryota; Viridiplantae; Streptophyta; Zygnematophyceae; Desmidiales; Closteriaceae. The record is from the annotation of a GenBank genome assembly.
AUGGUCGUGGACGUGGACGUGGACGUAGACAUGGUCGUGGACCUUGACGUGGACGUGGUCGUGGUCGUGGACGUGGUCGUGGACGUGGACAUGGACGUGGACGUGGACGUAGACGUGGACGUGGACGUGGACAUGGACGUGGACGUGGACGUGGACGUGGACGUGGACAUGGACGUGGAUCUGGACAUGGACGUGGACGUGGUCGUAGUCGUAGACGUGGACGUGGACGUGGACGUGGACGUGGAGGACGUGGAUGUGGAGGACGUGGACGUGGACGUGGAGGACGUGGACGUGGACGUGGACGUGGUCGUGGACGUGGAGGUUGACGUGGACGUGGACGUGGUCGUGGACGUGGAGGACUUGGACGUGGACAUGGACGUGGACGUGGACGUGGACGUGGACAUGGUCGUGGACGUGGACGUGGACGUGGACGUGGACGUGGACGUGGACGUGGACGUGGACAUGGACGUGGACGUGGACGUCGACGUGGACGUGGACGUGAACGUGGACGUGGACAUGGUCGUGGACGUGGACGUGGACAUGGACGUGGACGUGAACGUGGACGUGGACGUGGACAUGGACGUGGACGUACACGUGCACGUGGAAGUGGACAUGGUCGUGGACGUGGACGUGAACGUGGACGUGGACGUGGACAUGGUCGUGGACGUGGACCUGGACAGGAGCGUGCCUGGUCCACGACCGUGCCUGGAGCUUGCCUGGUCCAUGAACGUGCCUGGUCCAGGAGCUUGCCUGGUCUAG